UGCGGAAUACACCUACCAUUAUCGAUUACUAAUUUAAGAAGUAGGAGAGAAAACAGACAACAAAAAAUUUUAACGCAUUAGGAAAAAAAUUAACUUUGUCUUUUACUCAGAUUAGAAAGGAGUUAAAAUUACUUUAGAGUAAAGUGCAAAUUCCAUCAAAAUCAUAUUAAUUUUUAUAAAUUAAUUAAUUAAUGAGAUGGCUAUGGAUGUGAUAAAUAAAUUCUACUCAACCGUGCAUACAACAGUGUCCCAGCUGUCUGGAGUUUUACCAGGAAAUAACGUCACCCGAGAAUAUGAGGUGCUGGAGCAGGUUUGUACGGCGGGUAUUGGCCUAAUGUGGAAGGUAUACAAUGGCUAUAAGAAGAGUACCAAGCAGGAAGUGUCAGUAUUUGUAUUCGAAAAGAAAAUGCUAGAGCGCUGGUCAAAAGAUGAUCGCGAAACGAUGCUGGAAACUUUGAGGCGAGGAGUGCAACAGUUGACAAAAAUACGACAUCCGCACGUUCUGACAGUGCAACAUCCGCUAGAAGAAUCACGGGAUUCAUUAGCUUUUGCCACGGAGCCAGUGUUCGCAUCGCUGGCGAAUGUUGUUGGUGAUUCGGUGCGUUCGGAUAAAAAAUUAUAUGAUGUUGAGAUACGUCAUGGGCUUCUCCAACUCUUUGACGGUUUGUCAUUUCUGCACAACGACGCGAAAAUUGUGCAUCGUAAUAUUUGUGCUGAGACCAUUGUGAUUAAUAAAAAUCGCAGUUGGAAGCUAUUUGGCUUUGAUUUCUGCAUUGCCAAUCAGCCGUCGGUGGAUGGUAAACCAUUUUGGUCAUGUCGCGAAUAUUCGACUUCUAUACAUGUGCUAGCACAGCCAAGUCUAGAGUAUUGUGCUCCCGAAAUAGCGUUGAAUUCUAUAAAUUGCGCCGAAAGCGAUUUAUUUUCUUUAGGUGUGCUAAUUUUCACGAUUUAUUCGGGGAAACCGCUAAAAAUGUUUGGCAGUGAUUACAGCUCAUUUCGACGUUACGCGGCUGAACUUAACCAGCGGAAAUACCCGUCAAUGAAUAGUAUACCCAGUGACUUGAUUGAGAGCUUAAGAGCGUUGCUGCAUCCCAGUUCGCAUAUGCGCCCACAGUUGCACGAACUAAAACAGAUCUCUUAUUUUCAAGAUGUGGGCGUUAAAACACUCAGCUAUUUGGAUUCCCUAUAUCAGUGGGAUAAUUUACAAAAAUCCAAAUUUUACAAAGGACUUCCACAAAUUAUACCAACAUUACCGCAUCGCGUCAACUUACAUUCCAUAUUACCUUAUCUAGUAAAGGAAUUUGUAAAUUCACCAAUGAUACCAUUUGUUUUACCAAAUGUCCUGCUUAUUGCUGAAAUGAGCAGUCAGAAGGAGUAUUGCGAGCACAUUUUAACGCAUCUUAAACCCAUUUUCAAACUGACCGACCCCAUACAAAUAUUAUUAAUUUUCAUGCAAAAAAUGGAUCUUCUGUUGAAGUUAACACCCGCUGAGGAAGUCAAGCUGCAUGUAUUACCACUGCUCUAUCGUUCACUGGAAUGUGAUAUGCCACAAAUACAGGAGUUGUGCCUGGCUGUCCUACCAACCUUUUCUAAUUUGAUCGACUACAACGCCAUGAAAAAUGCUGUGAUACCGCGCAUUAAGAAACUUUGCCUGCACAGUACCAACGUCUCGGUGAAAGUGAAUUGUUUGGUAUCAAUUGGUAAACUCUUAGAAGAUCUUGACAAAUGGUUGGUGUUGGAUGAAAUAUUGCCCUUCCUGCAGCAGAUACAAAGCCGUGAACCGGCUAUAAUAAUGGCUAUAAUUGGAAUUUACAAAAUUGCCAUGACCAAUACCAAGCUGGGUAUUACUAAAGAUGUAAUGGCGCACAAAUGUAUACCAUUUCUAAUGCCACUCUGCGUUGAGAAUGGACUGACUAUUGCACAAUUUAACACAAUUGUGGCAUUGAUUAAGGAAAUGUUCAGUCGGGUAGAGAAGGAGCAACGCGAGAAAUUGGAACAACUUUCAACUAUUCAAAGAGAAAAUAAGCCACGUGACGCUUCUGAAAUUUUGGCUAACGAAUUAGAAAAAGGUUCCGGUGCCUUAUCACAAGGCUCAAAAGCAAAUAUAAAUCUCUCGAAUAGUGCCAACAGUGAUGAUGAUAUGUUUUCUGGAUUUUCCAUAUCACAGCCAACGAAACAUUUAAACGCCACAGUGCAAACAAGUCAACCACAAAAACUAAAACCGAACACUGACACUCUAAAAAUAUCACACAACGCAUCGCCCAAACCCGACAUUCUCUCCUCGUUAAUGAAUUCGAAUCUAUCUAAUCUAAGCAAUUGUUCAACGCCAAAGACUGCUAGACCUCCCAACGUAGUGCAGUCAAUUGUGAAUCCCUACGCUUCUCUAGGCUCUAGUGGCAGCAAUGCGAUUAGUUCAAAUCAAUCACGUUCGAAUGAAGACUGGACUAAUAGCUGGCAUAGCGCAAACCCGUUGGUUAUGAAUAAUCAACUCGCUUCACCACAAGCUGGUAGUAGUAGUAAUAAUAAUUUGUCUUCAUUGGAUAAUUUAGAUCCAUUUGGUGGAGGCAAUAAGAACAUCAGUGUACAACGACCAGCAGUGAAUUAUAUUUAUCCGAGUGGCUAUAUUAGCGGUGGAGUCAACAAUGGCAAUGCCAAUAGCAUGAAUAGUAUGAAUAAUUUAACUCCAUUGUUACCGCAACAAAGUACAACACAACUACAAGCGCAGGAUUGCAAAAAUCUGAAUGCAUUAUCGCAACAAGAUAUUUUAAGUUUUCUUAAUUAACUUAUAUUUUCAAAAUAAUUUCUGCAAAGUGGCAGCUAUGCAAGCUGCAGGCAUUCCACAUACCUCAUCUUGAUAUAUUAGCACGGGGAAAAAGAAAUCCAUUAUUUUCUCAGUAGAUGACGGUAGGGAUCGAUAUCUCGUAAAAUAUCGAACAAACAACUUAAAGUUUAUGCUCGUAGUCAAGGUGACAUUUGACUAAAAAAAAUUAUUUUGCUGUUUUACAUGGUGUUAACAAUGGAAGUCAUCAAAGAGAAAAUUCGGUACAUUUUACCGUUAUUCUUUGAUAAAGGCGACAAUGCAAGCCAGGCCACUGAAAGUGUGAUUGGUGUUUAUGGUGCCGAAAGUAUAACGGUAAUUACGUCAGUUUUGGUUUCAUCGAUUCCGUUCAGACAUUUUUGAUGUUAAAGAAAAUGUCGAUAAAUUCACAAAAAUAAUCGAAGUUGAUCGGCAUGUUAGUAGUCGUACCAUCGUCCAGGAGCCAAAGAUCAACCAUAAAACAGUUUUAAACCAUUUGCACAAAAAUAAUGGAUUUCUUUUUCCCUAACCUAACAUUUACACGAAAAGUGUGAAAAUGUGUAUGACCAUUUUAAAUAUCAAGGAAAAUUUUCUAAACAGCAGCAGUAUCGGGGGAAUUAUUCAAACGAUGUGGAAACUGUUUUUAGGCGUAGAAUAUAAAAAGUGCAAUAUGCGGUGUAUGUAUGUUUUAUUUUUUUUGUUUUGUUUUUGUAUACCCAUGUCAACUGGUGAUCAUCUACAUAGAACUUUGUUACACUUUUUAGGUAAAAACAUUGAUGGAAUUUCAGCAGAUUCUGCUUGUCAUGUUUAACUAGUUUUUGUUUUUGUAAAUUUUGUGAAGAAACUUCAAUUGUGUGAUUGAGCGGUAAAACCUUUUAUUUUCGAAGUUUUCAGCGCAAAAGCUUAUACUUGCAUAUUUUUAGUGUGUAUCGAAUUGAAUAAUAAUAAAGAAUUCCAAAAUAAUUCU
Molecule: messenger RNA, 3764 nt
Organism: Anastrepha ludens (Mexican fruit fly)
Lineage: Eukaryota; Metazoa; Arthropoda; Insecta; Diptera; Tephritidae
Product: SCY1-like protein 2
Exons: 6
Coding region: 197-2782 (861 amino acids)
Biological process (GO): protein phosphorylation
Molecular function (GO): ATP binding; protein kinase activity
Source: RefSeq, a predicted model, not a curated record